AUGGCUGUGAAGGUUCUGUUGGGUCUGCUGCUCCUGCACAUUGCCACCGAGGUGGCAUUCGCCUGCACAAACAGCCUCUGCCCGGAGGUCACAAAUACGAAUUCCCUGUGUAGCGGAACGCUGCGCUAUCAAUGCGUCUGCGACUUCACCUGCUCCGAGUGGGACAAGCCCUGCAAUUGGUGUCUCACUUGUCCGGCGGAGAUCCAAAGUAUCAACGCGGUUCGCAAUCAAAAGAACAAGCUACCUGUUUUUGGACUACCCAAUCGCAGCCAUAAGCAGUGCCUGGACAUUAAUAUCCUGACAAAUAAGAACUCCAAUUGUUGUGACAAGUUCUGCCAAUUGAAUUGCAAAGAUGUCUGUUUCUAA
Messenger RNA from Drosophila persimilis, 366 nucleotides. RefSeq lists its product as uncharacterized. Bases 1 to 366 code for a protein of 121 amino acids. Lineage: Eukaryota; Metazoa; Arthropoda; Insecta; Diptera; Drosophilidae. The record is from RefSeq and is a predicted model, not a curated record. The transcript has 2 exons.